CUACGCCGGAAAGCUGCAGCGGGCGAGGGUGGUACGGUUGGCCAUGGUCGACUACCCCCUCUUUUUGCUUCAGGUCCUGUUCUUCGUCCUCAUCUCGGUGGCGCAGAUCGUCACGUACUUCCAGUACUUGCAUUGGUGCUGUCCGAGCAGCGCGAAGGAAGUCGAGGACUACCUUCGCUUCGUCGACAAGCUCGUCCUUGCGGUGGAACGCAAGCGCGAGUUCUGGCGCAACGUAUCGUUCGUGCUCGUCAGUUUCAACGGACUGUCGCUUGUAGCGAGCGUAGUGAUUCAGAUGCUGGUCUGCCUCCCCGUCAGCUUUUUGCACAGUCCCUGGAAGAUACCGUUCAUCUACGUGGCCGGAGCGUUCACCGCCGCUCAACUGAACGUCAUCUGCGGCUAUUGCUUCACCGUCGGGGCCUCACCGGCUCUCUACUCAGUACUUUGGGCGCACGUGGUCGACGUCCUAGUCAACCGCUCCCAGUUCGGCAAAGUGGUUGGACGCGUCGCCAUGGUCCUCCUCUUCACUGCUGCCGACGCGCUUCAGGCGUACUACCUGAAUCGCCUGCAGAGUAUAGGCACUCUGCCUCACCUUAUCGGUGUCGUGAUUGGCUGCACAAUGGGCAUCGUGAUCCUGCGCAAGAACCGGGGCCAGAAAUGGGAGAAGUGGGUUUAUGGCAUAAUCAAAUACCUUCACUGGGCAGUGAUCCUUCUUUCACUUUGGCAGGCUACAAGGGGAUCGACGUAUUAGGACGUAUGUAAGGAGAGGUUGCCAAUGGUGCAAAAAAAGAAAUAGAGGAACUAUGAUUUUUUUAAAGCUCGUAAAGAAGUACUGACUACAAGUGCACAACUUUUGAGUAGUUUGCCGUGAAGUUUUGGUGCUCAAACAGUGGCUCCUUUGCAACCAUAGUGCUAAGUCAAUCACAAAGCGUGGUAGGAUUUCGCUAGAUGCUAACAAGCCUAUUGCAAUUUCAAUGGACUACGUCACGAAGAGCGGUUCAAUGCAAUCAGAGGUCUCUACGUGGCUGCGACGAGGACGCUCCACCCACCUUUUCAGCACAGUUUGCGUGGAGAAUAAUUCUCAUGCGCCCAGGUUGCACUGUCAAGCGCAGUGCCGCAGAUUUCGCAUAUGAUCCACAUGAAACGUUACAGAAUGCUUAUUAAAGUAUACUUGGUUAAUAUCGAAAUGAGGAGACAAAUCAACAAACGCUUUCGUUAGGGGGCGGAAAGAAACGCGGGCAUCAUUUACCGUAGUCGGAGCUCAGAACAACGUACCUAGGAAUGAGCGGUAAGUCCAAUUUAAGAUUACAUUACAUUCACAGCAUGCGCAGCAUUACAGGAUAAGCACAAUAGAGUAAAGGUUUAUUCCGAACUCGUUGGGCGCCGGAGCUUUCAUGGUCCACAAGUAUAAAAGAAGCAUCAGGGAGGCACUGCAUUUCCCAAUAUAGCCGCGUAAACAAGCAUGUCGAUCUUCCACAAAGAUCGGAAGUGAUUCGAAAGGGCAUUCCUUUUUUAUUGAAACAGACAGGCCUUAUAUUUUUGAACUUGGGGAAACGCGAUAUACCAGCCCGCAUCCCAUGUAUAUGCAUGUUGUUAAGAUAAGAUGUGCGAACAUCUCAGGGAGCCGUUCUAGAAUACUGAAGCUUGUCGGGUCAGUAUAGCGCCUGUCGUAAAUAGUUGAGCAGCGCUGCAGAACGCAACACCCAAGAAAAAAAUAAUAGUAACAGAGACAGACAAAGGAGCACCCACGUAGCUUAUCGACGCUUAUAAAUUGGUGAUGAACGUGUCCUCACUUGCCCAGUCAUGCUUGCUUCUGACCAUAAAACUUCGAGCUCAAGUGUUUUAACGUAAUGCCUGCGCUGUUUUUGACUACUGUGUACCUUGGUGUUCAGAGCUGCUUACACACCUGAGGUAAUGAGUAACUGUUAUUGUGUUAGUAGACGUUGCUUGGAGAGGUAGUAGCCUUGUCAUGGUAAAUGCAAGAAAAGGUGCUUUAUUGGGAGCAACUCAGAGGCUAACCAUAACGGCUAAUGUAGUGUAUUUAGAAUAGUCAAAAGGCAACACACACGAGUGCAGGUAAUUGUUGUUAGAGAAGAGCGUCAGACAGUCUAUCUAUCAAUUAAUGAACUGAUGGAUGGUUUAUAUUACUACAUUGUUUAGCAAAAGUGGCAUUUGUGACUUUUUAUAGUGUAUGUUAGUGCACUCGACAAAGUGCUAACCUUCAUUCUUCUAUUAGAGCUUAUUGUGCCCUGUUCGAGUAUUGUCUCAUUUAUACAAAUGUAUAAAAAGAAACAUUAUUUAACACCCAGUUCUCUCUACUGAAAGCGCUUUCAGCAUUCCACUUGCAGUUUUUGUGCAUGUGUUUGUUCAUGAUGAUGCCUCGCCUGUGUGCUUGUAACAUGCGGCACCACAUUGUGAAAAAAAAAUAAAGAGUUCUUUCAUUUGAAC
Messenger RNA from Dermacentor andersoni, 2445 nucleotides. Its product is annotated as protein rhomboid-like. NCBI's taxonomy places the organism in Eukaryota, Metazoa, Arthropoda, Arachnida, Ixodida, Ixodidae. Gene Ontology annotation, molecular function: serine-type endopeptidase activity. Gene Ontology annotation, cellular component: membrane. The record is from RefSeq and is a predicted model, not a curated record.